AUGAGAGCCACAGUUGUUGUCUCCGAGUACCUAGUUUAUAUCCCAGCUGUCGUCAUCUUUCUGCGAAGAUAUGCUCGUGAGCAAGGCGUUGGACCAUGGCCAGGCUCCAUUGCUCUCUGUGCGGUACUUAUGCAGCCGUCUACAAUUCUUAUCGACCAUGGGCAUUUCCAGUACAACACUGUGAUGCUUGGCUUCAUAGUUGCUUCGCUUGAAAGCAUGUACGCUGGCAGGCCUUUAUGGGCAAGUAUAUUCUUUGUCGCAGCUCUGGGGUUCAAGCAAAUGACACUCUACUUUGCUCCGGUUGUGUUUGCUUAUCUUCUGGGUAUUUGCUUCUCUCCUCGGAUUCGACCCAACAGGCUGCUUGGCAUUGCUCUGAUUACCAUCGUUGCUUUUGCCGUACUGUUCGCACCCCUCUUCGCUGGCUCGCUCGCAGACUGGUACCGCAACAUCCCAAGGCCUGAUAACCUACCACCAUUGAUGAAAUCACUUCCAAUGCAGAUACACGAAACCUCCUGGCUUUAUCAAGUGGUUGUACAGUUUACCCAGUGUAUCCACCGUAUAUUCCCAUUUGCACGUGGAUUGUUCGAGGACAAGGUUGCUAACGUGUGGUGUGCCAUCCACACUUUCUACAAGCUCAAUAAGUUCGACCCCAGCAUACUCAAGCUCGCAGCCCUGGGUGCUACCCUCAUCACCAUAAUGCCAUCUUGUUUGAUAAUUGGACGAUAUCCUCGGACCCAUCUUCUUCCUUAUGCCUUAGCAAGCACUGGCUGGGGUUUCUUUCUCUGCUCCUUCCAGGUCCAUGAGAAAAGUGUUCUACUACCUCUUCUACCCAUGACUUUGCUCUUGGGAAGCGCCGGUGGACUUAGCAAAGAAAUACGUGCUUGGGUUGGCUUGGCUAAUAUGCUCGGCGUAUGGACAAUGUUCCCACUUCUAAAGCGUGACGAAUUACGCAUUCCCUAUACUGUCCUUACGCUCCUAUGGGCGUACUUGCUAGGACUACCGCCAAUGUCUCUUGAUCUAUAUAGGAGUCGCAGCGCUGCACAGAAAUCCGUGGAGCUAUUUACCAAAACCAAGCUCAUCCAUAUAUCUUACUAUGCAGCCAUGCUUGGGUGGCAUCUUCUUGAAAGCAACGUUUCACCGCCGCCUACAAAACCAGAUUUAUGGGUUGUCCUGAACGCACUAAUAGGUGCAUCGGGCUUUGGAAUUAUCUACCUUUGGUGCAACUGGAAACUCAUACAAGCGGUCAUCUUUGAACCGCAGCCGCCAACCUUGAACCCGAAGCGCAAACGUACAGCUCCUGAAAAAGUACCCCUUGAAAAGGUUAAAGACCAAAAUAUUGGUGCUAAAGGCCCAAAAGACUCCAGCGAUAAUUCCAAGGCUCAGAGGGCUUCCAACAGCUAG
Trichophyton rubrum CBS 118892 is the source of this 1401-nucleotide messenger RNA. RefSeq lists its product as uncharacterized. The coding region runs from base 1 to 1401 and encodes 466 amino acids. Gene Ontology annotation, biological process: protein N-linked glycosylation. Gene Ontology annotation, cellular component: endoplasmic reticulum membrane. The record is from RefSeq and is a predicted model, not a curated record. The transcript has a single exon. Gene Ontology annotation, molecular function: dolichyl pyrophosphate Man9GlcNAc2 alpha-1,3-glucosyltransferase activity. NCBI's taxonomy places the organism in Eukaryota, Fungi, Ascomycota, Eurotiomycetes, Onygenales, Arthrodermataceae.